Carlito syrichta (Philippine tarsier) is the source of this 681-nucleotide messenger RNA. RefSeq names its product CD9 antigen-like. The record is from RefSeq and is a predicted model, not a curated record. Gene Ontology annotation, cellular component: membrane. NCBI's taxonomy places the organism in Eukaryota, Metazoa, Chordata, Mammalia, Primates, Tarsiidae.
GCCAUGCCGGUCAAAGGAGGCACCAAGUGCAUCAAGUACCUGCUCUUCGGAUUCAACUUUGUCUUCUGGCUUGCCGGGAUUGCAGUCCUUGCCAUUGGACUGUGGCUCCGAUUUGACUCUCAGACCAAGAGCAUCUUCGAGCAAGAAACUAAUAAAAAUUCCAACUUCUACAUAGGCGUCUACAUUCUGAUCGGAGCUGGGGCCCUCAUGAUGCUGGUGGGCUUCCUGGGCUGCUGCGGGGUCAUGCAAGAGUCCCAGUGCAUGCUGGGGUUGUUCUUUGGUUUCCUCCUGGUGAUCUUUGCCAUUGAGAUCGCAGCGGCCAUCUGGGCCUACUCCCACAAGGAUGAGGUGAUCAAGGAGCUCCAGGACUUUUACACGGACACCUAUGCCAAGCUGAAGAACAAGGAUGAGCCCCAACGGGAGAAGCUGAAAGCCAUCCACUUUGCAUUGAACUGCUGUGGCGUGGCUGGGGGCGUGGAACAGUUUAUCUCGGACAUCUGCCCCCAGAAGGACCUCCUUGAAGCCAUCACCGUAAAGUCCUGCCCCGAGGCCAUCAGGGAGGUCUUCAGGAACAAAUUCCAAGUCAUCAGUGCAGUGGGCAUCGGCAUUGCGGUGGUCAUGAUCCUCGGCAUGAUCUUCAGCAUGGUCCUGUGCUGUGACAGGAGCCGCGACAUGGUCUAG